Molecule: messenger RNA, 2180 nt
Organism: Salmo salar (Atlantic salmon)
Lineage: Eukaryota; Metazoa; Chordata; Actinopteri; Salmoniformes; Salmonidae
Biological process (GO): regulation of transcription by RNA polymerase II
Molecular function (GO): DNA-binding transcription factor activity, RNA polymerase II-specific; RNA polymerase II cis-regulatory region sequence-specific DNA binding
Source: RefSeq, a predicted model, not a curated record
CAGCGACAACAGACUACUGAUUUAACCAACGUGGUGGUUUGCUAGCGAACAUAAAACUGAAACAUUGAAUCUCUUUAGACCAAUCUUGUGUAUUUUACUCUUAGUGUUUUGAAUAUAAUUCUGUUUACUUAUCUACUAAUUCAUUUAAACGUAAUUUGCUUGUUAAAUUAGUAAAUGUGUUAAAUUGAUACAGCACUAGUCUAAUCGACCGGAGCAUGAGGUCACUAAACUAGACAGAGAAAGAAGCUCUGGUGAAAGGAGAGGAAGAAGUUUUCAGGAUGAAAAAGGAGGAAGAGGAGGCUAUCACAUUGAAAGAAGAAGAGGAUGAUAUUACAGUGAAAGGGGAAUAUGGGAAAGAGGUUGUCAAAGUGGAAGAGGGGGUAGAAGCUUUCAGAAUCAAAAAGGAGGAAGAUGCCAUGACAUUGAAAGAAGAGAAUGUAGUGAAAGAAGAGGAAGAACUUUUUAGAGCAAAAGAGGAAGAGGAGGCUAUCUCAAUUAAAGAGGAGGAAGACGUUUUGGAAGUGAAAAAGGAGGAGGCUGAAGAUCAGAUUACUACCAGAGAGAGACAUUACUUUCGUGGAUCCUUUGGGGAGCCUCAACAACAUCCUGAUGCUGACGAGACAGAGAAGAGUCUCUCCAGAUCAGAACACCAGAUGGACAACGCUAGCCCUUCCACCCUCUCGGAGUCCCCGUGUUGUGCCUCUCCCGGUAGCGCCUUACUGCUGGGUAUGAAGAGGUUGUCUGUGCUGCUGGUGGACUGCAGGAAAACAACGGGGCUGAGUGGAACUGUGAGAGGAGGAGAAGAGAAGAAAGGAUCAGAUUUGACUCAUCAAAACCCAACCCAUCUAUCUCUUGCAGUGGACUCUAGUCUCUCUCUCGGUCCGCUUCCUCUGUCAUGGUGUCUUCACUCGCCCAUUAUGCAGCUGGACCUCACUUCACGUGAGAACUAUGCACCCCCCAAGGAAAGACAUGACGAUCUUAACCCCUGCAGGAGAAAGACCAGACUCAGAGGAACCAGAGCCAGGGACAUCCAAACCAGCAAGACGACACCAGUGCUCCCAGUGUGGUAAGAGUUUUAACCAGAAAGGACACCUGAACCAACACGAGAGAAUACACACAGGGGAGAAGCCUUACCACUGCUCCCAAUGUGGAAAGUGUUAUAACCAGUUAGGGGACCUGAAACGACAUGAGGGAAGACACACAGGGGACAAGCCUUACCACUGCUCCCAGUGUGGAAAGAGUUUUACCCACUUAGGUAACCUGGGAAUACACACAGGGGAGAAGCCUUACCACUGCUCAAAGUGUGGCAAGUGUUUUAACCUGUUAAGAGCCCUGAAACGCAUGAGAGAAUACACACAGGGGUGUUCCCAUGGUAAAAAAAAGUUUUAAACAGAUAAGCUACUUGAAAAAACAUGAGAGAAUACACACAGGGUAAAAGUCUUACAAAUGCUCAGACUGUGGGAAGACAUAUUACUCAUCACAGUCACUUAAAAGUCACGUGAGAAUCCACACAGGAGAGAAUAAUUACUUAUCCUAGUGUUUAAAUUGAUAUUUCACAUCACAUUGACUUAAAAUUCAUCAGAGAACAUACACAGUGCUCCCGUUGUCUUAUAUUGUUGACUGAUAAUGUGUUUACCUGUUUAUACCAUAUGAAAUUGAAUUGUACAAAGUAUACUCAAACAUAUAUUUUUAUGUUUUUAUCAGAAAACAUGAAUUGAAUAUGGAGUAUGUCAGUUUGAAUAUAAAGUAGAUCAGAUUCCUUCUGUUUUAAAUGGUCCUUUUUUAAACUGUGUUUGUCAUUCCUCCAGCACUACAGAUAAUCAAGUGAUAUUUGGACGUGAUGCAUUUGUUCCAUUGUUUACAUUUGCAUUGUUGGCCCACUGAUGGUUUAAUGAAAUGAAAAUGUUCACAGACUGUAAUGGAAAUGUGUGUCCACAUAACUGAGUAUGUGACUAACCUUGUGAAACUGACCUAUUAUAAUCUCCUGUUCCUGGGAGUAUCAUCCUGCGUUGCAAACUAGCUUGGACCUGUGUCCUUGUAUGAAUGAAGUCGCUCCCAGGAACAGGAAACUAUAAAGAUAUGUGCUCAUCACCCAAUGCUUCACGAAUUCAGACUGUCUCCUCUACGCUGUGUAACUCUGUUAUUCUCUCUGAGCUCAGAAAUAAACAAUCUUGGUUUGA